Molecule: messenger RNA, 997 nt
Organism: Vigna radiata var. radiata (mung bean)
Lineage: Eukaryota; Viridiplantae; Streptophyta; Magnoliopsida; Fabales; Fabaceae
Product: PHD finger protein ALFIN-LIKE 4
Exons: 5
Coding region: 133-900 (255 amino acids)
Biological process (GO): regulation of DNA-templated transcription
Cellular component (GO): nucleus
Molecular function (GO): transcription coregulator activity; histone binding; transcription cis-regulatory region binding
Source: RefSeq, a predicted model, not a curated record
GAAUUGGUUGUAGAAAGAGAAGAGAGAGAGAGAGAGAGAGAAGAAGGGGGUGGUGAAAAGAGUUUUUGGCAUCUUUGUUUGUUUCCGUUUCCCUCCAUCUUUUCCUUUAACUGAACACACUCUCUCUUACACAUGGACGCAGCCGGAGGACCUCCCUACAAUCCCCGUUCCGUCAACGAGGUUUUCCGAGAUUUCAAGGGCCGCAGAGCCGCCAUUGUUAAGGCCCUCACCACCGAGGUUGAAUUGUUCUACCAGCAGUGUGAUCCAGAUAAGGAAAAUCUUUGCCUUUAUGGAUUUCCUAACGAGCACUGGGAAGUCAAUCUACCUGCUGAGGAGGUUCCUCCAGAGCUUCCAGAACCAGCAUUAGGUAUUAACUUUGCCAGAGACGGGAUGGAAGAAAAGGACUGGCUAUCCUUGGUUGCCGUGCACAGUGAUACAUGGUUAAUUUCUGUGGCUAUGUAUUUUGGUGCAAGAUUUGGAUUUGAUAAGGCUGAUAGGAAGAGUCUUUUUAGUAUGAUAAAUGAUCUUCCAACAAUAUUUGAGGUUGUUGCUGGGAAGGCCAAGAAACAAGGAAAGGAGAAGUCAUCAGUCUCUAAUCAUGACAAUAACAAAUCUAAAUCAAACUCUAAGAGAGGUUAUGAAUCACAAGAAAAGCAUUCAAAAUCAAUGGAACCAAAGGAUGAGAGUGCUUUGGGAAAGGAUGAUGAUCAUGGAGAUGGACUAUGCGGGGCAUGUGGAGAGAACUAUGCUCAUGUUGCUGACGCUGACGAGUUCUGGAUUGGCUGUGACAUUUGUGAGAGGUGGUAUCAUGGGAAAUGUGUGAGGAUUACUCCUGCGAAGGCUCAGAAUAUCAAGGAGUACAAAUGUCCAUCUUGCAGCAACAAGAGAGUUCGUCAAUAGUACUUCCUACUUUAUUUAUUUCAGAUUUAUAUUAGGUACUUCUAUUGAAUGCAAACUUUGGAUAUUUAUGACUGCUUAUUUGUUUACGUCAACUGCA